Messenger RNA from Panicum virgatum (switchgrass), 1832 nucleotides. RefSeq names its product MADS-box transcription factor 20-like. Gene Ontology annotation, cellular component: nucleus. The record is from RefSeq and is a predicted model, not a curated record. NCBI's taxonomy places the organism in Eukaryota, Viridiplantae, Streptophyta, Magnoliopsida, Poales, Poaceae. The transcript has 8 exons. Gene Ontology annotation, biological process: positive regulation of transcription by RNA polymerase II. The coding region runs from base 761 to 1501 and encodes 246 amino acids. Gene Ontology annotation, molecular function: DNA-binding transcription factor activity, RNA polymerase II-specific; RNA polymerase II cis-regulatory region sequence-specific DNA binding; protein dimerization activity.
UAUUUAGUACUCCAUGCAUAUGUCCAAACAUUCGAUGGGAUGUUUUUGGGUGUAAAAUUUUGGGAUCUAAAUAUUCGAUGUCACGUUUUGCAAAAGCUGUUUCUCUGGAGUCCGGCAGAACAGUGCCCCCCACUACCUGAAAUUAUUGAGAGUUGGACGUCAGCUGCAAGGACAACCCCAUCUUGCUCUGAAAUCUGAACUGCGUACUGGAUUUCAAUGAUCUACCGUGCUAUGCCUUAUUGUACCUGCUACUGCAACUGACAAAAUCAAUAUUUCUUCAUAGCUCAGAGCAAGGGAAAAAAACACAAUUGCAAUUUGCAAACUUGCCUAUGUGGAUCACUUCACUCAACCCUUGAUUGACCAAGUUGUUGGAUGUGAUUGGCUUGUACCCUAACAUGUCCUCCUUGCUCCGUCCCUAAUCCAAAUACUAUUAUAGCAAUUUCAGCAAUAGUUCCUACUUUAACAUUCAUACUUUCUAAGUAGAGGCUGUUCUAAUUUUUUAGAACUAUAAAUUUAAUCCACAACUCCAGCUGUAGACUCUGCUUUGUACUCACUAUUUUUUAUAUGGAACCCUGAGUUAAUUAAUUAAUUAUUUUUUUAUUCCCCUCAGCCCACACCCUUCUCUCCCACCCUCUUCUCUCCCUCCCCGCACUCAAAUCUCUCUCCCGAACUUGGGGCUUGGGCCACCCGCUCUCCAUGGCAGCGCGAGAGGUGGUCGGGAGCACCAAAGCAACGCCGUCCGCGCUUGGACUAUGCACGCAUGCUUGGGCUUGGGGCAACGACAGGCAGACUUGAGCCCGGGAAUGGCGGCGACGAGCAUGCAGCAACAUGGGAUUGGCAGCGAGCGUGCCGCAGCUUGGGCCGGUGGGCCACAGCGCAGCCGCUGCAGCUUGGGGGCGCGACGCGGGCGCCACACCUCGGAUCGGCUGCGAGCGUGCCACAGCGCGGCGGCGGCGGCGAGGUGUCGCAGCUCGGCGAGCUCGCAAGCAUGGAGCGAAUCCUUGACCGAUAUGAGAGGUAUUUACUAUGUGAAGGUGGGGAUGUGAUGGAAAACCACCCUGAAGAAAUGGAGGGCAACAUGAGCUAUGAACACAUCAAGUUGAAGUCCAAAGUUGAGGCUCUACAGAAGAGCCAAAGGAAUCUCAUGGGGGAGCAACUUGAGUCCCUGACAUUCAGAGAGGUACAGCAGCUCGAGCAACAGAUAGACAGCGCUCUGAGGAACAUCAGAUCCAGGAAGGACCACGUCUUGUUCAACUCGAUCGAGGAGCUCCGAAAGAAGGAAAGGUUUCUGAUGGAACAAAAUACUCUUCUUGAGAAGGAGAAGGCUGCAUUGGAUCCAUCCCUGCACGCCAAGAACAGCGCAGCUUCCUCUACAUCAGCACAAGGCGCCGUUCCCAACCUGAACAUCUGUGCCGGCGGCGGCUCCGACGACGAGCCGGCACCGCCGGCGGCGCCAUAUGGAGCAGAGGCCGGUUUGCCGUGGUGGAUGCUAGAGGCCUAGGAGCGCGUACUGAUGAACUGCAUGCAGGUGCUCAACAGAUGAUGCGUUGCUCUAGCCUCUCACUUUCUUGGUUCGUGAUGAGCUUGCUGCCUUGCUUCAGAACAUCAAUCUGCAUUCUGCUCUCUAGUUUGUUGUAGUUUCUGUCUGUCUGUCUGUAACAUACACUAGGUUUUUUUUUUUUUGAGAGUCUGUAACAUACACUAGUGUGCGGCUUGCUGUCCUUCAUGUCAUUUGGGCUGUUGUUUUCGCGAGCUCUGUCUGUGUGCUGCUGGCCCAGCCUGACAACAUCAUCUCCUACUAAUUAACAGCCAGGCCCAGAGAGGGUCCAGGA